ACAUUGUAGUCAGUUUCGUACGAAAAAUACGUAUUCACACACGUUCUUCUUUUUACUAAAAAACCGUAAAAAUGUCACUUAAAGUAAACAUCGUAAUAUUACCUAUCGUACUAUUAGUUUGUGUGGAAGCAAGAAUACGUAUAUACAUAACCGAUACUCCCAUAGAACGAAUUGGAACUAGAUUGUACAAGAAAGAACUGUUGACAAACGAAUUUGUCGACGCUAAAGAACUGGCCUACGAUUCGGCGACAAGAAACUUAUAUUUCAUGCACAUGGACGAUUUAAUACAGAAUUCAGGAAGAGCUGUUGUAAAUAUAAUAACAAAAGACACAAUGCGAAUAAAUGGUAUAGCAAGAAACAAAGCAACUGCUGUGGAUCAAGAAAGCGGCGAAGUAUACUUCGGAUCAGAUAACGGCCUUUACAAAUACGAUCCAUUACUCGGAGAAGCUGUUAACAUAGGACUGUAUAAUAUGAAUAUAUUGAAAAUAGUGAUUAGAAACAACGCAAUGUAUGUCAUAGAUGCGAACAGUCAUAAGAUAUACAAAAUUUUCGACCACGGCUCAAAAGCAAUACGUGUUGGUAAUAUGAAAGCGGUAUUGGAAUUCGAUGUUGAUUAUCAUAGGAAUAUACAUUACGUGUCAAUGUGUGGUGUUUAUUGUGCUGUUAAUGGUGAUGAAAUUGUUAAAAACAAGGAUUUGACUGCAGUUUACCACUUUAUAAGCGAUGAGUAUACAACUUUUGGUGUAACUGAAAACGGGUUGUAUGAAAUCGAUUGUUUCAACGGCACGGCCAAGCAUGUAGCGGAUCUAAACUUUUCUCCAAGAAGUAUAAUAUUUGGCGACUACGGUGAUAUAUUUUAUUCGGUCGACAGCGGCAUCUAUCAAUUAAAACCUAUUAGUUCUUAUACUGUGUAUAACGUUAAAAGAAAUGGAACGUGAUUUACAGGUUAUUCAUUGAUUUUUAAUGUUGGUUUUAACUUAAAGCAGUACAGGUUUGCGUCCAACGACCAUUAAUUUAUUUGAUUUCCAAUUUUACAUAAGCGUAGUCAAUAAUAAAAAAAUAUAUUAAUAUGUAAUAUUUUUUUAAAAUGAAAUAUUCCUGUGUGUGUUUUUUACAUGAAAGCUUUAAACAAACUAAUAAUGAUAAGUAUUACCUAAAUAUUAAACCCUUUAUAUAAUUUACAUAUUAAGUUAAUUUCUAUUAAAAUUGAAUUAGGAAAGUUUUCUGCUUAUUUCUAUUUUUAAUCGACUUCAAAAAGUGGAGGUUUUCGAUAAAUCGGAAUCCUUUUAUUAUUAUACUAGCGGACGCCCGCGACUUCGUCCGCGUGUAAAUCAAUGUAAACUUUCAAGCCCAAUUUCACCACUUUAGAGGUUGAAUUUUAAAUUAUUUUUUAAUUACAUUAUAUUUCGUAUUUUUUUAUGAUUUAUGAACAAAUUUUUAAAACUUUUCAUUUUUUUUCAGACUUUUCAUACAAACUUUCAACCCCUAUUUCGCCCCCUUCUCAUUUUAUUUUCGGAAUAAAAAGUAUCCUAUCACCUUCUCCGUAUUACGGUAUUAAACCGUGCCAAGUUUCAUUUGAAUUCAUUCAGUAGUUUCAGCGUGAUGCACGAAUAACAAAAAAACACGGACAGACAGACAAAAAAUCGAAAAAAAAAAUUUUUUUAGCUUCAGUAUAAUGCCCCCAACAAAAAUUUACAGAAUGUACAAAUUGUACAGAAUUCGUUUUUUAAGUUUAGAUUCUAGAUGGCGCUGUCGUCCGUUAUGCCACGUUUGUUGUUACAAAUGGUAUAAGUAAAAUCCCAAAUUGCGAAUAAAUGUAUAUAGAAUGUGCAUAUAAUUCGACAAGUUUUAUUAUAAGUAUAGAUAUAUAUAAGUAUAGAUUAUUAAAAUUAAAAAUAUAGAUAAGCAAUAA
Bicyclus anynana (squinting bush brown) is the source of this 1912-nucleotide messenger RNA. Its product is annotated as ommochrome-binding protein-like. The coding region runs from base 72 to 938 and encodes 288 amino acids. The transcript has a single exon. The record is from RefSeq and is a predicted model, not a curated record. Lineage: Eukaryota; Metazoa; Arthropoda; Insecta; Lepidoptera; Nymphalidae.